AUGAAUGUUCCGAGUUUAUUUCAUUUUACAUCCUUACUGAGGGCAGCCCGAACGCCGGCCUGGAGGCCAUGGAUUUUGGGGAAGCGGCACUUCUCCCUACCCAGAGCGCCCUUACUUCAGGCAUCAGGGAAAAAGAACUCUCUCAAUCUCCUUGGACUAACUGAGGCAGAGUUAGAAGAACAGUUUGUGAGAGGCAAUGGCCCAGGAGGCCAAGCCACGAAUAAGACAAACAACUGUGUUGUCCUGAAGCACGUUCCAUCUGGGAUUGUAGUGAAGUGCCAUCAAACGAGAUCAGUGGAGAAGAACCGGAAGAUCGCCAGAGAAAUCCUGCAGGAAAAAGUUGACCUUUUCUACAAAGGUGAAGAAAGUGAUGUUUUUAAAGAGAAGAAAGCAUUGGAGAAGAAGAAGCAGGAGAAGAAAAGAAGAGCAAGGGAAAACCUAGAAAGGAAAAAGCUUUUUAAACAGAUGGAACAACUGGAUAAGCAAUGA
This is a messenger RNA of Nestor notabilis (Kea), 489 nucleotides long. It is a transcript of the gene MTRFR, whose product is annotated as chromosome unknown open reading frame, human C12orf65. NCBI's taxonomy places the organism in Eukaryota, Metazoa, Chordata, Aves, Psittaciformes, Psittacidae. Gene Ontology annotation, biological process: translational termination. The record is from RefSeq and is a predicted model, not a curated record. Gene Ontology annotation, molecular function: translation release factor activity. The transcript has 2 exons. Gene Ontology annotation, cellular component: mitochondrion. Bases 1 to 489 code for a protein of 162 amino acids.